UUUCUUUUGUUCUUAAUAUACUGAACAACCUCCUUUGUGAUCCUGAAACCUGCCACACAUGGAUUUUUCCCUCAUGUCUUUAAUGUCCAUGAUCAAUUUUCACAACUUCAAUUUCGUAUUAUUUGCUAUUUAUUUACCUUUUUUUUCAUAAGUUAUAUAUUGCUCUUCUCCCUCCCGCCCUGCUCUACUUAAUAAAUUCUUUCGGUUUGACACUGAAUCACGUGUUUAUCCAAAGCUGUCCACUUCUUUGACUAUGGAAUUGUGACUUUCUAGCUAUCUAAUAAAUGCUUCUUAUAGAAUUCCAAUUUUCCCUUCCCAAUUUUCUGUCUAAUUUUUUCCUCCCAAUAAGUUUUUCCAACAUUUUGCCUCAGCUUUGAGGAACUAGCUCUUGUGAAACACUAAGUGCCUACAGAUAUUACUGGUUGGGAAUAGUUCUCUGUUUGACCGUUUGAAUGUAAUCAGCUCCAUUUUUUUUAUUUUCCCCUCCUCUAUCACACACCCCCUUCUUGUCUCUCAAUCCAGGAAUAUUUACUGAGACCAUCACCCGAGACCCUGGGCACAUACAGAAAUUCCAGUGAAUGUACAGUAUAUGCAGGAGACACCGUUCUGCCUCAGAGUUGGACACCUUCACCCCCACUCCAUGUCAGUUUCCAACACAACUGUCUUCACCAACCCCUCCGCCUUCAUCCUGCUCGGCAUUCCUGGCCUGGAGGUGGCCCAUGUCUGGAUCUCCAUCCCUUUUUGCACCAUGUACGCCAUAGCUGUCUUGGGGAACUUCACAAUCCUGUUCAUUGUGAAGAGGGAGACGAGCCUCCAUGGGCCCAUGUAUUAUUUCCUCUUCAUGCUGGCUGUCACCGACCUGGUCUUGUCUACGUCCAUCCUGCCCAAAAUGCUGAGCAUCUUCUGGUUGAAUUCCAAGGAGAUCAAUUUCAGUGCCUGCCUCACCCAGAUGUACUUCAUUCACUGCUUCUCAGUGAUGGAGUCUGGGAUCUUUGUGGCCAUGGCUUUUGAUCGCUACGUGGCCAUCUGCCAUCCUCUGAGACAUUUCACCAUCCUGAGAAACUCUGUGGUGGCCAAGAUCAGCCUGGCCGUGGUGCUGCGUGGAGGCAUGCUUGUACUGCCCUUUCUCCUCCUGGCGAGGCAAUGGCCAUAUUGCAGAACCAACAUCAUCCCCCACUCGUACUGUGAGCACAUAGCCUUGGUGAAACUGGCCUGCGCAGACAUCCGCAUCAGCAGUUACUAUGGCCUCUUUGUGUUAUUCUUUGUGACCGGUGUGGAUGUGUUUUUUAUCACCAUGUCCUAUAUCCAGAUCCUCAGGGCCAUCUUCAGCCUCCCCACAAAGGACGCCCGAGUCAAGACUUUGGGGACCUGCAGCUCCCAUCUCGGUGUCAUUUUAGCCUUUUACAUCCCAGUUCUCUUCUCCUUACUCACACACCGGUUUGGGCAGAAUGUGUCCCUUCAUUUCCAUAUUCUCAUGGCCAAUGUGUACCUCCUGGUGCCCCCCAUGCUGAACCCCAUCAUCUAUGGGGUGAGGACCAAAGAGAUUCGGGACAGGCUGCUCCAUCUCUUUACUCAUAAAGGGAUUUAA
This is a messenger RNA of Chelonia mydas (Green sea turtle), 1588 nucleotides long. RefSeq names its product olfactory receptor 52K2-like. The transcript has a single exon. Gene Ontology annotation, cellular component: membrane. The record is from RefSeq and is a predicted model, not a curated record. NCBI's taxonomy places the organism in Eukaryota, Metazoa, Chordata, Testudines, Cheloniidae. Gene Ontology annotation, molecular function: olfactory receptor activity; G protein-coupled receptor activity. The coding region runs from base 590 to 1588 and encodes 332 amino acids. Gene Ontology annotation, biological process: G protein-coupled receptor signaling pathway.